AUGAUUGAAGAUUCUUCUGAUGAAGAGAAUCAAUUACUUGAUGAAUCACAAACGAUGCAUGUUGGAACUCCCCUACUUCAUUCUUCUCGUCUAAGUGUGAAACUCAAUAGGUUUUCGAAAAUGAGCAGCAAUAUAUUUCUCAAAAUGGAGAAUAUUCAACCUUCAGGCUCAGUCAAGAUGAGAGGAAUCGGUAAUUUCUGUUAUCGAACUGUUCAAUUACGAGGCACAGAUAUCCGAUUUAUAUGUGGUGUUGGGAUCAAUACUGCUCUUGCUGUUGCUUAUUGUGCAAGACAGCUCGGUGUGGAUGCUGUGAUUGUACUCCCAAAAAAUACAAAUGAGAGUAUAUGCGACGGUGUUCGAUUAGAAGGAGCACAUCUUAUUCUAUUUGGUGAUGACUUUACUGCGUCUGAAUCACAUGCUCGUAAACUGCUAAAGCGUAAUGAUGUCUAUGUUCCUUCUUCAGACCAUGCGCACAUAUGGCAAGGACAUUCUACACUUAUUCAUGAAUUGAAAUCCCAGCUACAGAAUAACCCGCCUGCAGCUAUAAUUUGCCCUGUUGGAGGUGGAGGAUUAUUGAAUGGGGUUAUUAUGGGACUCCAAGAAAUUGGUUGGAAACAAGUCCCAGUGAUUGCAGUGGAGACCCAUGGGAGCAACUCGUUCCAGUCUGCAGUAGUUGCAGGAAAAAUGGUGACCCUGCCAAGGUUAACCACAAUUGCAUCAAGUUUAGCAGUCAAGUCUGUCAGCUCAAAGUCUCUUGAACUAAGUCUGGUCCAUCCAGUAGUUCCGUUUGCAGUUAGCGAUGCAAUGGCAGCCGAUGCAGCAAGACUCUUUGCUGAUGACAACAAGACAUUAGUGGAAGCAGCAGCUGGUGCUGGACUUUCACUUUGCUACACCCAGAUCAUUCGAGAUAUCCUGCCGUCUCUUUCACCCGAAAGUGAUGUGGUUGUACUUGUGACAGGCGGAAGUGACAUCAGUUUGGAGAAAUUAGAAGAAUACCGUAAGAAGUAUAAACGGCCACCCGUGGUUGUCAAGAGUGGCAGCGAAGUUUUCUUAAAAAUGGAUGAUUCGUUGACAAACGUUCAAGAAGUCAAUAUGGAUGAACCCAGUGGGAUAUCAAAAAAGGCAUUAAAAGAUCUCAGUGCAAGACACACUUACAAGACAGAGGUGAUGGAAGAUCUUACAAUGCAACAAGCUCAAGACGAAGAAGAAAGCUAUUCAUCGGCAAAGACUCCCACACCACUUCAAAACAACUAA
This is a messenger RNA of Phycomyces blakesleeanus NRRL 1555(-), 1254 nucleotides long. RefSeq lists its product as hypothetical. The transcript has 6 exons. The record is from RefSeq and is a predicted model, not a curated record. Lineage: Eukaryota; Fungi; Mucoromycota; Mucoromycetes; Mucorales; Phycomycetaceae. Gene Ontology annotation, biological process: L-threonine catabolic process; L-serine catabolic process. The coding region runs from base 1 to 1254 and encodes 417 amino acids. Gene Ontology annotation, molecular function: threonine deaminase activity; L-serine ammonia-lyase activity.